Thecamonas trahens ATCC 50062 is the source of this 1165-nucleotide messenger RNA. RefSeq names its product acyl-CoA desaturase 1. Gene Ontology annotation, molecular function: iron ion binding; stearoyl-CoA 9-desaturase activity. Gene Ontology annotation, biological process: unsaturated fatty acid biosynthetic process. The record is from RefSeq and is a predicted model, not a curated record. Lineage: Eukaryota; Apusomonadida; Apusomonadidae. The transcript has a single exon. Gene Ontology annotation, cellular component: endoplasmic reticulum membrane. Bases 66 to 1148 code for a protein of 360 amino acids.
CACUCCUCCACCACUUUUCUCUUCACAUCUUGUACUAGUUCAGCUACAACUUGAGAAGUCCCACCAUGUCGUCUGUGAUGAAGGAGCGGUUUGGCGGUAAGGCCAAGGCCUCGUCACCUCGGAACACUGACACGCGUGCGGCCGGCGAGUCGACGCUGACCUCGCUGGACUCGGUGGUUGACGCCUUUGUGGCCAAGUGGACGCCCGAGGGCUACACCCGCGAGGACAUUGUCUGGUUCAACGUCUUCUUCCUGGCGGUUGUCCACGUUGGUGCUCUCUACGGCAUCGGCCUCGCGCUUACCGUGCCGCACGGCCUCUUUCUGGCGGCGCUCGGCCUCGGCAUCCUCUGGCCCAUUUCCGGCCUUGGCAUCACCAUGGGCGUCCACCGGCUCUGGUCGCACAAGUCGUACCAGGCGCACAUUGUUGUCCGUAUUGCCCUUGCCAUGGUCAACUCGAUGGCCUACCAGGGCUCGAUCUUUGAGUGGGCGCGCGACCACCGCGUCCACCACAUGGGCUCGGAGACGCCGGCCGACCCGUACAACGCCGCCGACGGCAUGUUCCACGCCCACAUGGGCUGGGUCAUGCUCCGCAAGCGCCCCGAGGUUAUUGCCGCUGGCAAGAAGCUUGAUCUCUCGGACCUGACCUCGGACCCGGUCGUCACCCUGCAGCAGAAGUACUACCUGCCGUCGGUCCUUGUUUUCUGCUACGCGCUCCCCACCAUGCUUGGCUACUACUACACCGGCAAUGCCUGGGCCUCGUUCUGGAUCCUUGGCGUCUUCCGCCAUGUCUUUGUCCUCCACUGCACCUGGUGCGUCAACUCGCUUGCCCAUGCAAUUUCGCACGGCUACCGCCCCUACAACAACCUCAUCCACGCUGCCGAGAACCUCGUGGUCUCGCUCAUCUCGAUGGGCGAGGGCUGGCACAACUUCCACCACGCCUUCCCCACAGACUACCGCGCUGCCGAGGGCCUCUGGUGGCAGUUCAACCCCUCCACCAUGGUCAUUGACUUCCUCGCUCUCUUUGGCCUGGUCUGGGGCCGCCGCGCUACCUCGCUCUCGCUCGUCGCCAAGCACCGCCAGCGUACCGCUGACCGCAUUGCCAAGGGCAUCAACCUCCUCCAGCACGACCACACGGUCCAGGUUUCGUAAACCUCGUAUUUUCCCCC